CUUGGGGACAGCCACGUUCGUAGGGAAAGUGAUCCAGAGUCAGCAAAAUGCUCUGCCUUCAGCUCUUGUUGCCCUAGCCUCAAGUUGAGAAAAUGAACUGGGCUUCAUUCCAAGAACUUGUGAGUGGUGUGAACAAGUAUUCCACAGGUCUGGGGCGUGUGUGGCUCACGGUGGUCUUCAUCUUCCGUUUCCUUGUCUACACAGUGGCAGCUGAGCUUGUCUGGUCCGAUGACCAGCAGGACUUCAUGUGCAACACACGUCAGCCUGGCUGCACCAAUGUCUGCUAUAACCAGUCCUUUCCCAUCUCUCACAUACGUUUCUGGGCCUUCCAGCUUAUCCUGGUGACAUGCCCUUCUCUUUUCGUCCUCAUGCAUGUGGCCUAUCGGGAAACCAAGGAGCAGAAGUGCCUGGAAAGGGCAAGAGAACGCUUCCAUCCACAGUACCCCAACCCUGGGAAGAAGUGUGGAGGCCUGUGGUGGACCUACCUACUCAGCCUCCUCGCCAAGGCAACUGUAGAUCUCACCUUCCUCUACAUCUUCCACUGCCUAUAUCCCAACUUUGAUCUUCCAAAGGUGGUGAAGUGUGCUGUGGUUCCCUGUCCCAACGUGGUUGAUUGCUUCAUUGCUCGGCCUACAGAGAAGAAGCUCUUCACUUAUUUCAUGGUAGCCACUGCCAUGCUAUGUGUCAUUCUCAACCUCUGUGAGAUGGCCUACCUUGUAAGCAAGAGUUGCAAGAAGUCUGCAGCAUGCAAACCUGAGACAGAAGCUCACAUUUCAUUUCAAUAA
Molecule: messenger RNA, 785 nt
Organism: Lacerta agilis (Sand lizard)
Lineage: Eukaryota; Metazoa; Chordata; Lepidosauria; Squamata; Lacertidae
Product: gap junction beta-5 protein-like
Biological process (GO): cell communication
Cellular component (GO): connexin complex
Source: RefSeq, a predicted model, not a curated record